CACAUCAGUUCAGAAGAGAUUGACUACAUACAGGCCAGCAAUUUGAGUGUGUACUGGUAAUUCAGUAUUGCAAUAUCCACAUCGUCAGUAUCCUUGGUAAUUGGCACAGUUUAUUAUCAUCUUAUCACCAAAAGGCUGCAGGGAAAGCUUUUGGGUUAGUCGGUCAUCUUCCUUUCUUUAGAAAGUUGGUGCGUGCAGUGGAAACAAAAGAUAACGAUCUAGCCACAGGUUGGAUCGCAUAUCCAAAUGGCUUUUACUGGCUUAAAACCCAUGCGUUCGCGACUCAUGAAGAUCGCGAAGGUGACGACAGUGUUCCAUCGUCAUCGCACCGUCCGUCGCUUUUUGUAUUUGUGGUCUCCUGUUGUUGCAAGUCCUGUUGCCAAAGCGGAUAACCAUAUCGACCAUGUUCCGACUCGCAGCCUCCACAGCCGUCAAGAGGGUCUCUACAGGAGCAUCCCGAAGGCUCCCAGCAAUUUCCCAAACGGCCUUCAAGGGAUCCUCUACUAUUGAGAUCGCUCCUCAGGCCCAGCUCUUUCACGCCACUGCUCGACGUGAAGAAGAAGCCAAGCCUGCUGAAGUUGAAGAAGAAAAGUCAGGAUGGUGGGAUCCUUUGUACGCCAUUCCCCUUGGUUUCACCUUUGCCAUUCCGGCCAUUCACAAUGAAUUUUUCAUCGUCAACGAGGAAACACAGUUGACUGGCGUCUUCCUCUUGUUCUGUGUGAUUGUUUACACCCAAGCGGGAGAAAUGAUCCACAAGGGUUUGGUGGAAAAAGCCGAUCAAAUGUUGGCCGACCAAAACGAAUUGGAGGAUGCCGUCAUUGAGUGCCUCGAGGAUCUCUACCAAGAUAUCGACAAACUCUCGGGAACCCUGGUAUCUGAUUUUGAAGCCAUUAGCCAGGCCACCGAAGCAACAUACGCCAAAUUGAACGCCGCUGGAGCUAUCAAGCCCCAGUACGACUUCAAGGCCCAAGUGGAACGUGUCCUUCAUUUGAUCGAACAAGAAGAAACCAACGUCAAGGAGAAGGCCAAGGGCGACCUCAUGGCCGAAGCCACUACCGCUGUUUCAGAUAAAUUCCUUUCCGAUAAGGCUAUGCAAAAGGCUUCCAUGGACUUGGCUUUGGCCAAACUCAAGGGAACCGCCAAGCCCGCCGACGAUCCCGUCAAGAACGCCUUUAUUCAAUUCUUCAAGGACAAGGCAGCUUCUGCCGCCAAGGCCGAUGACAGUGCCGAAAUGAUCGCACAGCGAGAAGCCAUGGUGGCCAAGUUGAACGGUAUUGCCAAAACGGAAGGUUUCUUCUUUGAAUUUGGCGCCGAUGGCAAGCCCAAGAUGGUUGUUUAAAUUGCUUUUUAGUCUAGGAACAGGCUAGGCAAGUACGAAUGUGGUCUUUCUUGGUUGAUUGAUUGGUUUUGGUGCAGUAGAACGCAGAGCACAUACAUUCUCGUGAGCCAAAGUAUAAAGAAUUCUAUAGCCUUGGUUCGUAAUGGAGU
Seminavis robusta is the source of this 1488-nucleotide messenger RNA. NCBI's taxonomy places the organism in Eukaryota, Bacillariophyta, Bacillariophyceae, Naviculales, Naviculaceae. The record is from the annotation of a GenBank genome assembly.